Punctularia strigosozonata HHB-11173 SS5 is the source of this 1275-nucleotide messenger RNA. RefSeq names its product glutaminyl-peptide cyclotransferase-like protein. The coding region runs from base 1 to 1200 and encodes 399 amino acids. NCBI's taxonomy places the organism in Eukaryota, Fungi, Basidiomycota, Agaricomycetes, Corticiales, Punctulariaceae. Gene Ontology annotation, molecular function: glutaminyl-peptide cyclotransferase activity; zinc ion binding. The record is from RefSeq and is a predicted model, not a curated record. The transcript has 7 exons.
AUGCCCGCCAGCAGGUCAAAACAUGCUCCAGGGUCGAGCGUCACCACGGCUUGGCUGAAUCUGGUGCUGCUCAGCACGGUUUUGAUUCUUAGCCUUGUCCAACCUUCAUACGGGCGGUCGACGCUCGGAGAACGUGCACUUACUCAACUCUCGGCGUCCGACAUCUCAUCAUUGGUUUCAUCCCCGGAUCCAGCAAAAAACGUCGAUAUCUCGAAUUCCAAAUCUCACCUGUCGAAGAUAUUAAUCCCCCGGCCUCCGGACACGGCGAACAACACUAUUGUCAAAGACUAUAUUGUCAAGACGCUGAGGAAACUCAAAUGGGACGUGGAAGAAGACUCAUUCAAUGACACUACUCCUUACGGAGUAAAGCGAUUUACGAAUAUCAUCGCGACCAAGGAUCCCUCGGCACCCCGACGUGUUAUACUCGCAGCGCAUUUCGAUAGCAAAUUCUUUCCCACUUCUCCACAGAACCAGUUCGUGGGUGCAACAGAUUCGGCAGCGCCAUGCGCGAUGAUGCUCGAUCUUGCAGAAUCGCUCAAUUCACUCCUGGACCAUCGUGCAAAGCAGCUAGAAGACGGCCUUGCCGACAAUGACGACAUGGCCGAGACUACAUUGCAGCUUGUCUUUUUCGACGGCGAGGAAGCGUUCAAGGAAUGGACAAAGACGGACUCCGUUUACGGUGCGAGACAUCUUGCCGCCAAAUGGGCCAGCACGUAUAUCAAUCCCAACACGAAACGAAGGUUGCUCUCAUCGGUGGCUACGGAAAUAUCGACAAUCGAACAUCUGAUCCUCCUCGACCUGCUUGGUGCACCCAACCCUGUUAUCCAGUCCUUCUUCAAGGAAACAGCUUGGUUAUUCGACGCUAUGGCGUCUGCUGAACAGAGGCUCCGCGACAGUGACGCGUUUAAGGGGGAAGACAACUGGCACAGUUUUUUCAAGCAGCGAACUGGGAAUGAAUUCGGCGGGUUCAUUGAAGAUGAUCAUAUCCCUUUCCUCAAAGAAGGCGUGGACGUACUACACAUUAUCGCAAGCCCUUUCCCGAGGGUGUGGCAUACGCUCCAGGACGAUGCCUCAGCGCUCGACCUACCGACUAUGCGAAGAUGGAACUUGAUACUGCGGGUUUUCAUGUCGGAAUAUCUCGGGUUGAAACCAGAUGCUCAUGGUCGACGGUCUCGCGCGUCAGAGGAUCUUACGUCCUAACUGAAUUGUAUCAUAGAGUAAUCAUACGAAGGCGGAUUCAACAAUCGUCUCAGGAAACGCAUUCUUAGUUCCAGG